Molecule: messenger RNA, 9449 nt
Organism: Bombyx mori (domestic silkworm)
Lineage: Eukaryota; Metazoa; Arthropoda; Insecta; Lepidoptera; Bombycidae
Exons: 59
Coding region: 22-9234 (3070 amino acids)
Biological process (GO): telomere maintenance; double-strand break repair via nonhomologous end joining; protein phosphorylation
Cellular component (GO): nucleus
Molecular function (GO): protein serine/threonine kinase activity; protein binding
Source: RefSeq, a predicted model, not a curated record
GGUGAAUACAAAUAUAGUAUAAUGGAUCAGUGGGAAUUAUUAGUUCAAGAAUACUCAAAAUCAGCAAAUGGGUUCCGGAAGGCUCUGCAGACAGCUGAGGCGGUGUUUAAAGAAGAUUUGGCCGGUUUUGAAAUUGAAUGGAUAGUUCAAACGCUCCUAUGUGAGCCAGUGUGUUUGCUGAAGAUCGUGUGCUCAGAGCAGGAUGAAUCUUGGAGGAGCUGCAUUGUGGCUAGCUUCAAACUGUUGGCAGAGGUGCUGCCCAAGUGUGAAGACUUUGGAGACCAUCUAUUCCAGGAUGUACUCAACGUCUGUCUGAUGCAGUACGAUGCCAUGAUCCGUACCAAUGCAAUAAACUGUAUGCGGGCGUUAUGCAAGAUGUCUCCGGUGGUGGCCGGGCAGGCUGAGAAGUUCAUAGCUGAACUGGAAUCUGCAAGCAUUUGCAGAGCUCCUUUAGCCAUGCUGAUUGGUACGCUGUGCGAAUACCAUCCAGCAUACCUUUCGAAUGAAUACAACAAAAUAUGGCGCUUGUUUCUUAAUUUACUUGAGAACAAUAAAAAGACUGACACGGUAACCUCAGCAUACCUUCAAGGUAUCCUGGGUCUAUUCAAAUACUACGGGAGCCAGCUACCGAUGGUUGAACUGGCCCAGUUUUACCAGGAUCUGGUCGGAUAUCUGGACAUGACCAAGUGCAAGGAAGUGGUCCUGGCCAUAUUGGAAGAGCACACGGACCUCUUCCUGGAAUCGCUCGCCGAAGACCCAACGCUAAGGAUGAAGCUGUGGGCCCACGUUCCGACCGGGACUGACGCAGUAUUAAAAGUCUACAGACUGAUCUUCGAACUGAUGAAGGAUGAUUUAAAGAGAAUCGAGAACGUUCUGCAAGCGGAGGUGGCGCCGCGUCUGCACGUCCCAGAGACCCGGUACGUGGCGCUCCGCGUCUGGAGCGUCUACACGUUGCUCGGGGGCGCGGCUCCCAUCCAGCACGAGGAUGUGCUGCAGGUGGAGUGCAGCCUGAGGGCCGGGGACCACGUCGCUUCGCAGGUCUCGUACUGCAUCGACGCCGCGCUGCCGAACAGCGACCGGCUUCUGCAGGCCGCCAUCCUGAACUUCCACAGUCUUCCAGCUAAGAAGAUUAAGGAAAUUAUCGUCUACCCUCUCGCGCGUGCUCCGGACCAGAUCAGGAAGGCCUCAAUAAAUCUGCUGAUAACGGAAUCAUGUGUGGACGGCGCCAGCUUUGACCGGUACUUGCCGCUCUGGAGACAGCUGCUCGACUCCGACGGACAGGACCCGAGGGCGGUGGAAGGCAGCAGACACGUAUUCAACGACUUCAUGGACUAUGUUCUGUGGGUGGUUGAGACGUUUCUGGAUGAUUAUAGCGAGAGUCUACCAGAGCAACUCCAGUUCCUCUUCAAGCUGGUCUCCUUGGUGCUGAGCUUCCAGUCCCCCGAGGGCUACACCCGGGACGCGUGCGCAGCCGCCCUCCCGCUGCUGCGUGAGACCAUGCGGCGCUGCCAGCCCCAGGCCUGCACCGUGGCGGCCGGCAGACACCUGCUCCGCCACGCCGCCGGCCUGGAUCUAGACUAUGAGAUGCUGUCCUUGGACAGUUGCGCGGACGAGGCCCUGCUUUGCGAAUGCUGUUUGGCGUUUAUACAGUCUCCGGACGACCUUGGAGACGUGCGAAACAUAUUGACAUCCCUACAGAUCAUCUUCUCGAGAUCCGACGUGGAAGUGGAUAGUUACUUGACCGCUUUGAAGAAAUGUCAGCAUCUGUUGAUGAAAGACAUUGAUCUUUUGAACAGCAAAGAAACUUCGAAGGUAAUAGCGGGCAUCGAGGACCUAUACAACCGCAAAGACUUGACCGGGAAAGAAGCCAGGAACCUUAAGCGGGAGAUAUUCUUCUUUCUAGGUAAAUUCGGUAAUGUGUCUGAAUCGAGCGCGUCUGAGGCCAGUUCUGUCCUCUUGAAGGACAACCUCACGCUCGACCUCAAGUAUUUGGACGAAGGUGUCACGUAUAAGAUCAAGCUGGACGAGAUGUUGGAGCACGCGAUCAGAAGCGGCGAUCCGGAUAUACUGCGAACGCUACUUACCGUCAUCUGCGCCGGUAACCCGGUGCGGCAGGCGGAGCGCGCGUGUCGCGUGUGCGCGGCGUGGUGUCACGCCAGUGUUGCCAGCGCCGCCGCGGACGCGCUGCCAGUGUUGCAAGCUCUGAAACUGUCCAACGUUACCGUUGAGCUGCUGCCCUACAUCGCCUGCGAGAGGUCUCCGGGGGUCAGAGGUCUGCUGUCUGACGUCCUGGAGAGACUCUUGUCGGACCCUCGCCACCAGCAGGCCGUGGAGCCCGUAGCCGCUCAGGCCUUACUGAUGCUGCGGGAUAAGAACGCGCUGACGCGACAGGCCGGGCUGGACGUCUCGCUAGCGGUGUUGCGGGCCGCGGACCCCACGCAUGCCCCAUUGCGGGCCGCGCUACCCGCCCUGCUGCCGGGCAUGUGCGGGGCUGUGGGGGGAGGCCCAGCGCUGCUAGCGGCCACGCACGCUUUUGUACGGGCGGCGGCUAUGUACGAUCCCGCCACUACCGUUGGCAUGAUCCAGGAGAUGAUGCGCCACCUCACCCACCCCAAGUCUGACGUAGACUUCGCGCGCCACGAGACAACUGUCAGGACAGCGGUCGACUUCAUCAAAGUCGUUGCCAGUGAAAAAAAAUUAGACUCCGCCAUUUUUCUUGGGAUCGAUGCGGCCAGUGUUGCCAGGAAGAUGGUGUUGCUGUGCGAAUUGAAAUCGGCUUUUCGUUUUGAGUCCGAUUUCGAUUUGAGGCUGCUGGAGGGGAACGGUCUACUGGAUCUGGAGGUGGAGGAUUUGGAGGACCCGUUCUCAGUCGCGGCCACCCUCCGUGUCCUGACGGACUUCGCUGGAACCUACAUGGAGAUCAGGAGGGAGAAAUCGGUAGAACUAUUGGCCGGAUUGGUGGAGAAAUUAAAACCGAACCUUAUAAUAACGGUCAAUAGGUCGAUAGUGAAUUGCCUGCAGACUUACAAAGACCUAUUAGGGGAAUUACCGCCGUUAUUGACAAACGCCUUCGACGUUUGGUUCUCAGUGUUGCCAAUAAAUGAGAUAACUACCAGUUUAGAAGAAAAUAAACUGCUGGACGAACAUAAGGCCGUGAUAAAAUCACUAAAUAUAAUGUUGAUGGUUUUCGAAUUGAGGAGUGAUUUAAUAAAAACAUGGCCAGAUUCGAUUAUGAAGGUGACGCCAAAGAAAUCCGAUUUGGAAUACAUUAGCAGCGCUCUGUCUGCGUCUCUUAAAGCUUCAAGUCGUGAUGAUAUAAAGAGAUUGAUAUCGGGAGGUGAUGGGAGGGACCUCUGUAGGAGACAUGUUAAGGUAUUUUUCGGAUUCCUGGUGAAGUCGCCGUCUGUGUUAUUAGACGGUGACGUCACAAGUGCGUAUUCCCUGUUGGAUGACGUAGUGGAUUGUUACGUCAGGAUGAGAUGUCCUGAGAGAUGGCGUGGGGACGUGCUAAAUCUGGUCGAUGGGCUGUGGCCUGUAUACGAACAGCAGACUGAGUUUAGCAAGAAGCAAGCGCUGCUUGUCAGUCUGUCUCGCUUCCCCGUCCCCCCGCCUCCCACCUCGCCCCCCGUCGCGUGGGGAGUCAAAACCCUGAUGGAGGGGGAGAUCACUCAGAGGAUAUGUCUCGUCGGAGCCUUGCCCGCCGGCGAGGAAUAUAGCGCCGCCUAUAGCAGUUUCUCUGGCGUGGUGGGUCCCCGGCUGCGGGAGGCGGCGCGGGGGCGGGGGCCGGCGCUGCGGGCGCUGCUGGGGGCGGCGCACUGCGGCGACCCCACCCUGCUGCGGACCGUCGCCGCUCUAGCUGCCGGCGACGACACUAAGGGCUGGUGGGACGAGGCCAUCGACUCGUGCAUGGCGGCCGUCGCCAAGCACCGUGACGUCACUGUGCACGAAACAAUAUACGCGUGGACGUGGACGGGGCUGUCGACGGGCGUCUGCGAGAGGAUGCUCGUGCCUCUGCUGCGACACACUCCCGCCAAACGUCUGGAAGAAUUCCUGUCGAACAAAGUUAACAUGUUAAUUGACAUGUUAAUGACCGGUCGGGCGGCGAGCAACGCAUUAGCGUACGAACAGGGCGUCGUCAACUACACGAGAGCUUUGAGCGUGCUGGCGGUGGCUUUUGAGAAGCUACCCCGGCAGUCACUGGAGGCGUCCAGCUCGGUACUCCACAGCCGCAUGGCAAGCCCAGAGUCCUGGAUGCUGGUGCGACGUGCGUGCAAGCUGUGUGUCACGCUCAGGGACGCCGUGACGUGUCCCGAGGGGGCCGGGGGCGGGCUGAGAGGGGCGUGCAGAGCGUUCUACGUGGCCGCCUACAAGUGCUUGACGGCGGCCUUGUGCCGCUGGAAGCAGCCCAAAGCUUACGUGACGCUUUUCGACGAGAAAGCUCUGUCGAAUCUGAUGGACCCCGAAAAAAGAUACGAACUUCCGAUAAAACCGAAAUGGAGCCGGCGGUGCGUGCGCCGCCAGGUCCCCGCGGACACGGGGGCCGCCCCCGCCGCCGCGUCCUCCGGGGGAUCCGUCCGCACCCGGCCUCUCCUGCGGACCCUCUCCGACAACCCGCUGCAUUUCGACCUGCUCGAACCCCAUGAGUGCGAGGAGGCGCGUCAGAUACAAGCCCUCGAUGUGCAGGAGGUCACGACGGAGGAGUGGCGCGUGGACCACACCGAGCUGAACGGACUCGAGGCGUGUCUGUCUGUGUCGCGCGCGCUGGCCCUCGCUGCGCCGUGUGCCGCCGCGCUUCGCCGCGCUGCCGCCGCGUUGUGCGAUACCGCCGCGUUAUGCGGUGCCGCCGCCGCGCAGAGCCACGUCGCCGCGCUGCUGGCACAGGCCGUCUGCAACUCAGCCUCUGACCUGCAACACAACUGCGAGAUAUUAAUUCCCGCUCUGCUGAAGUACGUGACGGCGGUGGAGGAUGGGGCCGCGCUCAACGGUCUCCAAGUGGACGUGCUGAACACCAUCUCGGGGUGGGGCGGGGGCGGGGCGCGCCGCGAGGGGGCCGACGCCGCGGUCCGGCUCCUUGUGCGGACCUGCCUGCAGCACCAGCGCAGGAGACCCCUGCUGGACGCGGUGGCCGACUGCCUGGACGGCUUCCUGCGCGCGCACCCCGGAACGAUUACCGUCCGCUACGACGCCUUCCCGGACUACUCGGCUGACUCAACGUCGGAUGAGACGAAGCUGUGCAUGCUCCGCAUACUUCAAAUCAUCACUAAGCAUAAUAUUUACGUGGAGCGACUUCUGCCGACCGUGUUGGCGGUAUUGGCUGACGCGCGCCGCCAACAUCCCGUGCAAAAAUUGGCUGAACUGUUCGGCCAAACGUUGGCCGUGUGUGACGACGAGACAGUAGCGAGGGAAUCCUUGGCCUCGUACCAACGUGUCCUAGAGACGUACCUGAAGACGAACGUGUCGGAUUACGUGAGGCUGCUGUACUACGCCCAGCUGGGCUGCCCCAGGUGUUGCAGCUUCAAGAGCUUCAAAACGGUUCUCUCGAAAGCUUCGAGAUUGCCCAAAGCCGAAAAGCUGAGAUGUCUGCGCGUUAUAGCGAAGUACUUAGAGCACGGCCCGGGAAAUGAUGACGUCAUACGUGACGUCGUAUCCACCCUGAACUUUGAAGGGCUGUUAGGGGGUGAUUGUGUCAAGGAGGCUCUCGGGGUCAUCAGAUCGGGACUGCAGCGGUAUGGGAAUACGGAGGUCCUGAGAUCAGCCGUGAUGCUGGCGGUAAAGCUAUGCGACCACCCAGCGGCGGACGUCCGUAACGCCGCCGGGGACGUGGCCAAAAAGGCUUUUGAGAAACUGUGCGAGGAUCACGAACAGUCUGCCCCCAAACGUCAGAGAAGUUCCCUCACGCCCGUCCUCAGGGUUGCGCAGGGAGCAGACAGGUACACCGGGAGUCUGCUGCGGGGGCUGGGGCAAGGCCUGACCGGGGACAUCCAAGGACUGUCCACAACAAGCUUUCAUGCGAGAUUCACCGAGUGCUUCUAUCUCGCGAUAUGUCUGCCGAUACUGCACAGCAAGACGCCGCCCGACGUGACCAGCGCCGUGUGGAACAUGACGAGGAUGCUGUUUGCCGCGGCCAAGGGUCAAGAUGGGCUGGCGAGGGCGAGGCUGCGGGACGAACCCUUGGACCUCGGUGCCCCCACCGCGGCCCCCUCCCCGCUGACGGCCGCCCCCGCCCACCUCGGCACCUUCCGGAGCGCGGCCUGCCUCACACGCCUGCACACUGCGAGACCAGCCGCGUCCGCACCCGGUCUGGACGUGCAGAUCACAAUUGCCGAAGUCUUGGACGAGGUGUUGCGGUUCUCAAAGACGAACACAAAAUCUUCAAUAGCACUCUUGGUGCAGCUCUGUACAGAGCUCAGCCGUAACCGGAGUCCGGGGUUCGACUUCGACGACGCGAUGUCUGGACAUCUAGCGGCGCUGCUCGGAGCGGUGGGGGGGGAGAUGAUGGAGCUCGUCUUGGAACUGUCCCGGGUGUUCGUGGACACUCUACGGAGAAUCGAGGGAGUGAGUCAGUCCGUUGAGGGACUGGUGAAUAGGACAAAAAGCAGCGAAGGUUCCGGCCUGACCGUCCUGCUGCAGGAAGAGCUAGUCCUGAGGGCUGGUCGGGAAGAUCGCUUUGUUUUAGGGUCGUGGGAAGAACAGGAUGUGGUCGUGGUGCAGCAAAAAGAAUUCUCAAUCGAUGGUCUGAAGGCGACUUUCGGUCGCCUGGCCAACUGGGAGUCCAUGAGGGAGCAGGACAGGGAGAGGGAGGCCUCGUGCUGCCCCCCUCUGUGGACCGACUUCGAGGAUCUUCAGCGCCGUCUGCAAGAAUACGAGAUCGACUCGGAUACGUGGUUCGAUAGGAUGCUGCUACUCCAUCGAGGGGAGAGGAUCCGUGACAGUGUGGUGUGGCAGAGAGAGGCCGCGCGCUGGCCACGGAGGCAAUUCGUCCUGUCGUGUAUGGCUGAAGCCAUCGAGUGGAAGUGCAGCGAGGACAUCGGCGACCUGUACUCCUGCGUCAGGAUCUCGGGGUCCGACUGCCUGGCGGAGUGGGCGGGGCGGCUCAUGCUCAGGUGCGCGCAGGGGGUGGCGGGGGGCGCGGGGGCGGCGGAGCUGCGCUGGGCGGGGGGGGCCGCCCGCGCCGCUCUGUGGGGACACGUCUCCGCCUGCGUCGAGCGGGCCAGGGGACAGAUCUUGAACGACGCUGACGUUCCUAAAUUUCUGCUGUUGAACCUCAAAAUGAAGAGGGAGAUGGCCACCGGUGCGAGUGGCAAGCUGGACGAGCUUCUGACUAAAGCAGAGCGACACGCUCCCGUCGUGUUGGAGCACGCGUCUGAUGAAGAGUUCUACGGUAUCAACGAGAUGCUUCUGAGGAUAAGAAGCGACUUGGGCACUAUGAACCAAGCUUCCAUGGACGCCGUGCUGCAGACCGUGGACAGGAGGCUGCAGCGGGGCGGGGCGGUGUCCCCGGAUAGCAGGCGCGCCCUGGACUCCAUGUACGAGAUGUACUUCGUUUACUACAACCACUUGUGGACCGAAAGCGAUGAUGAACGAAGAAAAGAAAUAUUUUUGUGGAUGUUGGAUGUGAUGGUACAGGCGGCCCGCGCGCACACGGUCCGGCUUGGCGCGCUCGUGGCGGCCGCGUGCGACCGGCUGCCGGAUUCGGUGCCGGACAACGUGCUGGAGAAGUUGGAGCUGGCGUUCCCCGCGCUGCAGGACUGGCACAGGACCGAGCUGGUCUCCCGCCUGCGACGUUCGGCGUCGGCCCUCCGCAACUACAAGCAUUUGUCCUCUCAACUCGAGUUCGAGGGGCGAGCAGAGACGUUUAAGCGCCGCUUGCGGUUGGUGUGCGACCCGGAGUACACGCUGGUGAUGUACUGCGGCGACCUGCUAGAGGCCGCUACUCGAGCCGACCCAAGCCAGUGGAAGAUGAUCUUCGACAGGGUGAAGUCGGAUAUGUAUGAUGGCGGCGGGGGCCCGGAGUAUCUGCUGUUGGAAAACUACAAGAGCGCUCUGUUCGAUAUAGAGGACUAUGAGAACAGUGACACUGAAACAAAGAUCAGGACUUUGCGUCGCGUACAGGAGGGAGCGGGUAGGGGGGGGUACCGCCCGACGCUCCGCCUGUCGCAGCUGUGCGGGGGGUUGGGGGCGGAGCCCGCGGCGGACGAUUGCGUGUCCGCCGUGCUACAGCUGCCGCCCGGCGUCACCGUUGUGGAGUUCUACGAAGAGGUCGCCGUGAUGCCCAGCAUCCGCAGACCCUGCAUGGUACGGGCGCUGCUCAGCAGCGGGAUCACCCGUCGCUGGCUUGUGAAGCGAGACCAGCUGCUGCACGACCGCGCCGCCAGCCGCCUGCUGCCCGCCGCCGCUAUACCGGGGAACCCCCCCUCCCUGUACAACGUCACAUUACUGAGUGAAGACUGCGGGCUGAUAGAAUACCUGGAGGGACACCACAGCAUCCGAAGUCUCGCCGCCAAAUCGUGCGACCUGGACAACUUGGGGGUCUCGAGACCUCUGGACGCGGAUCUGCUUGCCGAGCCGCCGAGCCGACUGGCCUUAACCCACGAGCGUUUCUGCGGGAAGGUACCCGCCACGGUCCUAAGGUCAGCGUUCCAAGAGCUGUGCUGCACGAGCGAAGACUUCAUCAGGAGGAAGAAACGGUUCCAAGACUCCUUGGCCACGAUCACAAUCUUCAACUGGAUAUUCGAUGUAGGAGAUCGUCACAUGGAGAACUUCCUAGUGGAGGCCAGUACCGGAGCCCUGUGCUGCAUAGACUGGGGCUCCACGAUGCAGAGGAGACAGCUAUCGGAGCCGCCGCCAGCCCGGCUGACCAGGAACAUGCUAGCUAUGUGUGACCCUAUAGCGCUGGAGGCUCGGCUGCAGACCGCGCUGACGCAGCUCAGGGACUCCCGGGAGACUUUCCUGGCGACGGCACGCCUGCUGUACGCGCGGGCCCCCGCCUGCCAACCCCAGCUAUCACAUGUGAAAGCCAUAUUGGAAGGGAAGGUCACCUCGGCGGAUAUCCGGGUGGAAGCGAACCCGGACCCGGAUUUAGACAGGCUCCGGGCGCUGCUGGUGCAGGUGUUCCCGGGACGACCCGCGACGGACACUUACAGCGUAAAGGACCAGGUACAAGUUCUGCUACGCCACUGCACAGACCCGCGCGUGCUGGGUGCCACCAGGGCGGGCUGGGAACCCUGGCUGUGACGCUAGCGGACCCCAUCGACACCCCCCCUGUUAAUGCCAAUGUCACUUAUUGGCUCAUCGAAUGGAUGCUCUGUCGUUCGUUCAUUUAACAUAACUAAUUCAUUUCAUUCGCUUCAUUCGUUCGUUCACUCACAAUAUAAUUUACUUCGAUACUUUUAUGAAACUAUUUUUUGUAUAAUUUUUGGUGUGGAAAUAAAUAUAAAUAAAUGUGGGUA